This is a messenger RNA of Ziziphus jujuba (common jujube), 2127 nucleotides long. Its product is annotated as pentatricopeptide repeat-containing protein At4g18975, chloroplastic. The transcript has 7 exons. The coding region runs from base 407 to 1372 and encodes 321 amino acids. Gene Ontology annotation, molecular function: protein binding. The record is from RefSeq and is a predicted model, not a curated record. NCBI's taxonomy places the organism in Eukaryota, Viridiplantae, Streptophyta, Magnoliopsida, Rosales, Rhamnaceae.
AUGGUGUUAGCCUUGCCUGAUUUGGGCCUGGCACGCCAGAGUUAUCCACGAAAGUGUAUACAGCUGAAAUCACCAAAAACCCUAGCUUCUCUCAACCCGGAAAACCGGAAAGAAAAAAAGGUGGAAACCAAGCUCAAGCCAUGAUUCUCACUGAUCAAACCUCCUUCUACAACACCGAAAAAUAGCAUAGAAAAAGCAUUUAGGAGCUGAAAUGGCUGCCAAACGUUCUCUACGGCAGUUUGGCAUGUACAACACAAGGAUUUCCCAUAGCUUGUGAAUGCUGAUUAUGUUAUAGAAAUGGAACUAGAAGUUGCAAAGGGUCUUUGAAGUUUUUAUAUAUAUAUAUAUUUUUUUUCUCUGUUCUGUUUGGUUUGUGACUCUCUCGGCAGUCAAUCAGUUCAUCGUAAUGUGGAAAUCACCUACUAUGUACUUUCUUGUUGGGGGACUAACUCAACGUGGAUUGAGUAGAAUCCAAAAUGUCAGCUCUGGAUAUAGUACAAUUAUGCAUGCUCAAAUAUUUAACCAACGCGCUGCAGCAUCAUUGGAGGGUCAGCACAGCAGCCAAGACAAUAGUCUGUGUCAAGGGAAAACUGAUGGAGGUGUACGAAAGCACCAAAUUUCAGAGAAUAUUUCAAGAAAGGAUAAGAUUGAUUAUCUUGUGAGAACACUUCUUGAUCUCAAGGAUAGCAAGGAUGCUGUUUAUGGUGCUCUUGAUGCCUGGGUUGCAUGGGAGCAAAACUUUCCUACAGCAUCACUUAAGAGGGCGAUGCUUAUUCUUGAGAAGGAGCAACAGUGGCACAGAAUCGUGCAGGUAAUUAAAUGGAUGCUAAGCAAGGGGCAGGGAACCACAAUGGGAACAUAUGGUCAAUUAAUACGAGCUUUAGAUAUGGACCAAAGAGCAGAUGAAGCGCACAAGUUUUGGGAGAAGAAGAUUGGCAUAGAUCUGCAUUCUGUUCCUUGGCAGUUAUGCAGACAAAUGAUAGCUAUAUACUACCGAAAUAAUAUGUUAGAGAAUCUUGUAAAGCUUUUUGAGGGCCUUGAAGCUUUUGAUCGUAAACCUCCAGAGAAAUCAAUAGUUCUGAGAGUGGCAAAUGCAUAUGAACUUUUAGGCAAGCUCAAUGAAAAAGAGAAAGUCUUGCAGAAGUACAAGUAUCUCUUGACUGAGAACGAAUCACCCAAGAAAUCAAAAAGGAAUUUGUCUAAGAAAAAGAACAAACUGGACCACCUGAUAUUCCAAGAGAAAUCUGAAAAUCUCCUCUUAAGCAUCAAAAACUCAUGUCUGGCAUCCCGGCAAGCAUGGAUCUUCACAAGAAACAAUCUAAUCCGACAUGCUGCUGACAUCUUCAUUCAACCUGGUUCCAGCCUUUCUUAAUAGCAAUUUCAGAGGCACAUGGUAGAGCCUUGAUUUUAGCCUUUUCUGGAGACAAAGAAGAUAUAUUCCUUGCUUGCCAGAAACUAAAGCUUACCCACACAGUCCCUCACCACCAUAGCAAGACGUUAAUUCUUUCCCUAAUAGCAGCAUCUACAUUUAUCAUUGUCCACCCCUCAGCUGGCGGAAUCCAUCUAUUAAUAUGGAUAGUUUUAGAAGUAGAAAUCUGAUUUUUCCAAAAAACUAAUUCAAACUCAUCCAAAGUUGCUUCCGUUGCUUGAUUGCAUGAAUAAUAGAUUUCUUUCCUAAAAAUAUCUUCUCAAUCCUCAUAAUCCAAGUGACUCAGAACAUUGAAACAAACAAAAGCAGCACGUAGUCCUCCUCAAAACUUCCACGUAGAUCAUCCGAUGGAGGGUCUAAGCACCAUUCAACGAAAGCUUCAAAGCUAUCCACCUGGAUGGAUCGAGGUAUGUACCCACUUGCUUGCGAAAGCCAUUGACCUGAUGAAAUGGUACUCCAAAAAUAAAUGAUCAACUGUUUCUUCAUCUUCACCACAGAGAACGUAACAUCUUUCCCCUUGUCCAAUCCUAGACCAAAGUAACUGUAUUGUUGGUUAGACUCCAGCUAGAGUUCUAAAUAAAAACAAUUUUGAAAUAUGAUUUCUGCAAGAAAAAGCAAAAAGUAGAAAGAUAAAAUGCCUUGCUUAUAUAUUAUAUAGAUUUGAAAUAUUAAUUUUUUAAAAUUACUUAAUUUGUUCU